Messenger RNA from Colias croceus (clouded yellow), 1129 nucleotides. RefSeq names its product tetraspanin-33-like. The transcript has 7 exons. The record is from RefSeq and is a predicted model, not a curated record. Gene Ontology annotation, cellular component: membrane. The coding region runs from base 170 to 1003 and encodes 277 amino acids. Gene Ontology annotation, biological process: protein maturation; protein localization to plasma membrane. NCBI's taxonomy places the organism in Eukaryota, Metazoa, Arthropoda, Insecta, Lepidoptera, Pieridae.
GGCUUAUGUCCGAUGGGUCCGAUGUUGAUUCAUUGUCGAGUUUCAGAUUGGGAUUUGAGAGCAAAAAAUAUGAUAAACAUUUAUUGAUAAUAUUGUGAUAUAGUUCGCGUUGUACUCUGUGAUUCAAUAUUCAAUAUAGUAAACGAUUGUUUACUCACUAUAAAUAAAAAUGCAUGCCAGACGAAGAGGACCGAAUUUUACCUAUGUCAGUGGAUGUGUUAAAUACAUGAUUUUUGUAUUAAAUUUCAUAUUUUGGUUGUUAGGAGGCUUGCUUGUUGCUAUUGGCCUCUAUGCAUUUAUUGACAAAUGGCAGGCCACUGGAAUGAUAAAGCUGGACACAGUGUACGAUUUGAUCCUUAACAUAAGUUUGCUCAUAGCCCUGUUGGGUGGUGUUGUAUUCAUCGUUAGUUUUGCGGGAUGCAUCGGUGCCUUGCGUGAGAACACUUGCCUGUUGAAGUUUUAUUCGCUAUGUCUCCUAAUCCUAUUCCUUGUGGAAAUGGUCGGUGCGGUCUGCGGUUUUGUGUUCCCCAGAUCGUUGCACGGCUUCAUAGAGCUGAGCUUCACGGAACGUGUGGUGCACUCGUAUAGAGACGAUCCAGAUCUGCAGAACUUUAUCGACUUUGCUCAGAGUGAUUUCCAUUGCUGUGGUCUCACCUCAGACGGCUACAUGGACUGGUCGAAGAACGAAUACUUCAACUGCUCAUCACCCUCCGUAGAACGGUGUGGUGUUCCGUUCUCAUGCUGUAUCAAUGCCACGGAUAUCAGCUCGGGCCUCGUGAAUAUUAUGUGCGGGUACGGGGCGCAGAACUAUCCUGUGGCAGAAGCGAGCAAACGUGUCUGGACCAGCGGGUGCAUAGAAAUAGUUAGAUCCUGGGCCGAGAGGAAUCUAUAUACUAUAGCUUCCGUUGCUUUGGGCGUGGCUCUUUCACAGCUAUUCGUUAUCUAUCUGGCUAAGACUCUGGAGGGACAGAUUGAACUGCAGAAAGCUAGAUGGCAAACAUGAAACCGGGGCUCAGCAGGCGCGUACCGCGACGAGUGCCGGCGCGCGCUGCUGUAGCGGCGGGACUCGAACCCGGGCCCGCUGGCGCACCACAUGUAAUGGAAUAUGGAUAGUGUCAAGUGUAUACAC